AUGGUUUAUAAGCCCUGGCUGUGUUCUCAGUACUUCCAGACCACCCAGAUGCACUGCAGCAAGCCAAUCCCCUGUGGUCAGUACUGCCUGGAGGUGCAGCAGCGGUGCCCCUUCGUCCUGCCUGACAAUGAUGAUCUCAUUCAUGGAGGCAGCCCAAGUUUUAUAUGCACAGGGCUGCUGGAGGACUACCCAUCAGGUGUUGACCCGAAUGCAAAGUGCUGCGACGUGCGGUGGGACUUGAAAGUGGACAACCGUUCCCGGGGGACGCUGAAAAGAACUCACCCGCCAUGCCAGCACCGAACCUCCCUCAGCUCGUCGGCAGCCUGCAGACUGUGUAACAGCCGGCUCAAACUCUGCCUGCUGGUCCUUGUCCUCCUACACACUGUUGCCAGCCUCACUGCAUCCCACAAUGCAACAGGACUGGGCAUCCCCACCAUCACGCCUCUGGAGGAGAGCCCUGCCAAUGAGGAGUGAUAGAGCUGCCAGGAGGAGGUGAGGUUGUCCGGGUGGGGGAAUCCCUCACCAUGGCAACCAAUGUGGAAAAAUACAGCCACAGUUGUGCGACGGGCUGGAGCUGUGUGCCUGUGGACACUCUGCAACGCUUUCUGGCAAAUGGAAAAUGUGGGACGCUUGGAGACGAAAGACACACAAUUCAAUCAACAAAUACAUAAGAAAACAAACAGACACACUAAGGGACUCCAACAGUCCCUUAGGUAGAAAGGGGACAAUGCCACAGCCUUUGUUGAGUGGGAAGGCCGGCUUCCCCAUGGCUGAGUUUCUCUCAAUACGCUUUUUUACACUGUGUUCCAAUUAUUGGUUUCUGUUGCACUGGCUGACUAAGGGAUAACACAAUCAUAUUCUCUUUCUAAUGUUCAUCCUUUUUGAGUUUUAUUUCUGGUUCUCUCAUACAGGAAGAAAAUGUGUUCUCUAAAUAAGACAGAUAAUACGUUAAAAUAAUAAUUAGCUGCGAGUUUCUUUGCGAUUGAUAUGCGUUUCUGAACUGUGUGCGAGUGUGCAUGGGUGUACUUGUAUGUCUUUACACGUGUGAAUGUGUGUGCAGGUGAGGAUGAGUGUGUGUUGGUGACAAGUAUCAUACAAGGCGAGUUAAAAGGCUGAUGUGGCAAAGAUGCCCCCCCCAACUCCCUUUCAGAUGUCACUUAGCUCUGCUGUGCUGGUGUGUUGGCCACAAUCACUAGGGAAAUGGGAUUCAAAUGUGCUUCUGAAUUAGUUCUGGGGUAAACUAAGGUUUAUAGUUUUUCUACACUAGGAUGAAUCGUGAGAUAAUAUUUACCAAUAACACCAUUUUAAAAGAUCCAAAGCAAACCCUGAAAUAUGCAACACGUCACAACCGACCAGGAUGCAUUCCUUCAGCCUCACAAACGAUAUCUCACUUUCUGUUUUUAUGCCAAAUACAUUAAUCUUGCUAAACUGAUAUCUUAAUAUAUAAUAAGCAUAAUAUAUGCUAAGUAUGUGUCAUCUGACCUCUUGUGGACUCAUUCUAAGGACGUGUUGACAGAUCUCAGCAAUAACUUGUUGUGUAAAAUGUGAUCAUUAUCUAUAAAACUGAAAGCCAAAACUAUAAAAGUAACAUCUAAGACGUAUUAAACCAGAGUGAUCAUUAAACCUUAAGGCCAACACUACAAUAGGGCUGAGCCAUAUAAACAAAGUUACAUAAUUACAAUUUGGAAAUAAAAAACUAUAUUAAUAUAUAUGUAAAAUAAGAAAUAUGAAUAUAAACAUCUCAGGUUGCAUUCUGCUGUGUUUUGAAUGAAGAUAGAAAAGCAUGCAAUGAGAUGCCAAAGAACCUGUUUAAUGCUUUUAGUCAAUAUAAUGUCAAAGUUAGGAGGUAAUCUUUACAUUGGUUAUAGUAAUUGUCGUUUAAUUUCCUGUUAAUAAUACUAGUUGACGAAACAGUAUUUAGCCACUUGUAAUAAAAAUGAAAUUAAACACAGAUGGGAUUAUUUGUAUUUCAUAUAGAAAACAUGAAACUCUUUUAAGCUUGUCUUAUCCAAAGCUUUUAUUUUAGGCCUUUUACUAAAACCCCAUUCAGAUUGUGGUCACAUAACAUUUCUCAGCAGAGUUUAUUGACAUCAAAAGAUAUCACUGGAUCAAUAUAUACGAUACCCUGUUGUUCUUGACAAAGAAGCUUGUCUUAUUUUAGAUUUGAAAAGGUAUUAUCCAGUCAAAAUAGUUAUCCACAGCAUAAAUAAUUACUAAAUUGUCUUUCUGGCUCUAAAGACUUGUUUUUUCCCCUAGGCCUGCUGUAACCAGCAGUUAAAGUAGAAAUACAUUUUUCCUGUUAACACUGCAUUAAAAAGACUAAAUUUA
Messenger RNA from Notothenia coriiceps (black rockcod), 2328 nucleotides. RefSeq names its product transmembrane protein FAM155A-like. The transcript has 2 exons. Lineage: Eukaryota; Metazoa; Chordata; Actinopteri; Perciformes; Nototheniidae. Gene Ontology annotation, biological process: calcium ion import across plasma membrane. The coding region runs from base 1 to 474 and encodes 157 amino acids. Gene Ontology annotation, molecular function: stretch-activated, monoatomic cation-selective, calcium channel activity. Gene Ontology annotation, cellular component: plasma membrane. The record is from RefSeq and is a predicted model, not a curated record.